Molecule: messenger RNA, 851 nt
Organism: Arachis ipaensis
Lineage: Eukaryota; Viridiplantae; Streptophyta; Magnoliopsida; Fabales; Fabaceae
Source: RefSeq, a predicted model, not a curated record
AUGGGGCUGUUUGAAAGAGAAAGACUCAAUGGACAUUAUGGGGUAACUGCAUACACCAUUAGCAACACAUUAUCUUCAGUUCCAUUCUUGCUAUUGAUGUCACUGAUCCCUGGAGCAGUGGUUUAUUACCUAGUUGGACUUUACCAAAGACACCAAGAAUUCAUCUACUUUACAUCUAUACUUUUUGUUUCUGUCUUUUUGGUUGAGGGUCUCAUGAUGAUUGUUGCAAGCAUUGUCCCCAAUUUCCUGCUAGGCAUAAUCUUCAGCACCGGAAUAUUGGGAGUGAUGAUGUUGGAUGGUGGAUUCUAUAGGCUUCCAAGCGAUAUCCCUAAACCGUUUUGGAGAUACCCUUUGCAUUAUAUUUCAUUCCACAAGUAUGCAUACCAAGGAUUGUUCAAGAACGAGUUUCAAGACCUAACAUUCACCGACAAUAAUCAAGAUGGAGGAGCUAUGAUAAACAUUAGUGGGGAAGAGAUACUUAGAAACUUGUGGCAAGUGGAAAUUGGUUACUCAAAAUGGAAUGAUGUUGCUAUAUUGAUAGGAAUGGCAGUGACAUACAGAAUUUUGUUCUUGGUGAUCAUCAAGAGCUUUGAGAAAGUGAAGCCUAUUGUUGUGACAGCAAUGAAUAAUUGCCCGCAAGCAAAGUUCAGGUUCACUAAGGUGACUAGACUAGGAGCAAUGGCAUGAUUCAUUUGCUUGCUUGCCUUGCAGAACCAUAAUAACAUAUAAUAUAAUCAUAUAUUUGCUUAGUAUGUGUGAACUGAGGUUAUUAUAAUACUUGAGAAGAACUGUAUAUAAUUAUUUCUUUUUUAAGGAGAUCAGAUACUGAGUAAUAGUGGUUAUGAUUAUCG